AUGGCGAUCGUAUCAGAUGACAGAGUUUCGUCAGAGCGAGAGGUCUAUACUUCCGACACCACCAGCACCGAUGACGACGAUUUCCAGCCCUUUGCGCUGCCCGACGUCGGAGCUGAGCCUGCUGAUGGCCUUCCCGCCGGGGACUUACCACUUGCGGUGAUCCCUGUUCCUAUACCGCUUGCUGCUUAUCCCGUCGUAGACAUGCCACUCGAUGUUGCCCCUGUAGAGGAGCUUCCAGCUGAUUCACCUGUCCCAGAUUCCUUUGAGUCUGUGGCAUCUGCAUCCUUACACGCUCAGGGAGUGCAGCAUCACUCUUCAGACGCCGACCCUGACAUGGCGUUAUCAGCUGCACCUGCUCCCGCACACGACUUUGAGUUUGAUCACGAUCCUGCUGUGGCCCCAGAGCCUUUAGCUGCUCCUGACCCUGCAUUAGAGCAUGACCCUGUUCAUGAUGAUGCACCAGCCAUUGCACCUUUUGUUGAUGAUGCACCCGCUGCUGACGCGCCUGCUGACACUCCACUCUUGAUAGAGGAUCCUGUUGUUGCACCAUUUCCUGAUCCGGUGCCGCUUUUGAUUGUUGUUCUAGUUGACUAG
This is a messenger RNA of Helianthus annuus (common sunflower), 594 nucleotides long. Its product is annotated as skin secretory protein xP2-like. Lineage: Eukaryota; Viridiplantae; Streptophyta; Magnoliopsida; Asterales; Asteraceae. The coding region runs from base 1 to 594 and encodes 197 amino acids. The record is from RefSeq and is a predicted model, not a curated record. The transcript is spliced from 4 exons.